AUGGUUUUGCUGGCUCUGGCCGUUGCUGUCCCGUUACUGCUGCUCCGCACCUCUGAAACCUCCGCCCGUUACUACGAGAUGAUGGGCACCUGUCGAAUGGUGUGCGACCCGUACAGCCCCAAACCGGGAGAUGCCACCGCCAUGGAGGUGAUCCAGAACGUGAACGGUGUCGCUUCGCAGCCGCCAAUGGCGCAGGGGAGUCGCGGAGAACCAGGGCGACCGGGUAAGCCGGGAUCCAGGGGCCCGCCGGGAGAACCAGGACCCCCGGGUCCGAGGGGGCCGCCGGGAGAGCGCGGCGACAGCAAACUCUCCUUCCCCGCGUUAACUGGGGCUGCGGGGGCUGAGAACAGAGAAACAGACAGUAUGAACUCCACGACCAACAGUUUCAGGAUCGCCUUUUACGUCGGUCUCAAGAAUCCACAUGAGGGAUAUGAGGUGUUAAGGUUUGACGACGUGAUUACAAACUUGGGUAACCACUACGAUCCGAGCACCGGGAAGUUCACCUGCCAUGUGUCCGGGAUCUAUUUCUUCACCUACCAUGUGCUGAUGCGGGGAGGAGACGGCACCAGCAUGUGGGCCGACCUGUGCAAAAAUGGACAGGUUCGGGCCAGUGCCAUAGCUCAGGAUGCAGACCAGAACUACGACUACGCCAGCAACAGUGCUGUGCUGCACUUGGACUCUGGAGAUGAGGUCUAUGUCAAACUGGACGGGGGCAAAGCUCACGGAGGCAACAACAACAAGUACAGCACCUUCUCCGGCUUUAUCUUGUACCCUUACUAAACACACCACAGCAUGUCCAUGGACAGUAAUCAUCACUGAAAAUCGUUUGCAGUAAAGUAU
Messenger RNA from Seriola dumerili (greater amberjack), 840 nucleotides. RefSeq names its product complement C1q-like protein 2. The record is from RefSeq and is a predicted model, not a curated record. Lineage: Eukaryota; Metazoa; Chordata; Actinopteri; Carangiformes; Carangidae. Gene Ontology annotation, molecular function: protein binding. The transcript is spliced from 2 exons. Bases 1 to 780 code for a protein of 259 amino acids.